Molecule: messenger RNA, 1986 nt
Organism: Nothobranchius furzeri (turquoise killifish)
Lineage: Eukaryota; Metazoa; Chordata; Actinopteri; Cyprinodontiformes; Nothobranchiidae
Gene: gpr17
Product: G protein-coupled receptor 17
Biological process (GO): G protein-coupled receptor signaling pathway
Cellular component (GO): membrane
Molecular function (GO): G protein-coupled receptor activity; oxysterol binding
Source: RefSeq, a predicted model, not a curated record
AUCUUCGAUCCAUCAGUGGGAGGGUGGGGGUUUUUUGAUGCAGCACCAGCCCGGUUUCCAUGGAGUCAUACCCGACAAGUCUUUGCGACUGAGGCAUGCCAUUCUUCUCCCUGCUGCUGAAAUGCACCGCUUAUUCUGACUCAAGCUAUUGUGGAGCGCACAAGUGGCUCUCACAAGAGAAGGGGAUGGAGAGAGAAAGGGUGGGGUCAAGGUUCAAACGAAAGACCCCGUUGGGACUCUUUUUCGGUUAUCAAAAUUUCUGAGAGACAAAAAGAGCUACAGUCUCAUUCCUGGGGGCAUCUUGAGGGAGAGAAGAGGGGUUAUAGGACAGCAUUCCUGGUGUCAGAGCACACGUUCUUUCUCGGAGCAGCAGAUAAACUCCCCUGUCUUCACUUUGCUCCGAGUACCACUUCCUUCUGAGGAGUUCUGGAGCCAGAUGGAGUCUUUUGCAGUGGAAGUACCGUCCCUUCUGUUGAACCAGUCGUCAGAGGGCUGUGCAGCAGCUUCAGCAGAGACAACAGUGGAGGACCAGCUGUUUGGAUGGUUCUACAUCCUGGUUUUUGUUCUGGCUCUGAGUGGCAACGGUUUGGCUCUCUGGAUCUUCUCUCGCCAACGUGGGGUUUUCUCUCCUGCAAACGUCUUCUUGAUUCAUCUGGCUGUAGCAGAUCUAUCAUACGUGAUCAUCCUCCCACUUCGAGCCAUCUACCACUUCACUGGAGGCCACUGGCCCUUCGGCGAGGUGCCCUGCAGGGUGGUGGGCUUUUUGUUUUAUGUCAACAUGUACGCCAGCCUGUACUUCCUGGCCUGUGUGGCAGGGGAUCGCUACCUGGCUGUGGUUCACGCAGUGAGGUCAAUGAAGAUUAGAAAUGCUCGCUAUGCUCACAUCAUCAGCUUCUCUUUAUGGGUGCUGGUUACCAUCUCCAUGGCACCACUGCUUAUCACCCAUCAGACUGCUCAGGUGGACAACACCACCGUGUGUUUGCAGCUGUACCGAGAGAAGGCUUCGCGUAAAGCCCUAAUCUCUCUUGCCGUGGCUUUCACACCCCCUUUCCUCGUCACCCUCUCAUGUUAUCUGCUCAUCAUCCGCAGCCUGCAUCGAGGCUCCAGGCUCGAACCAGCUCUAAAGCUGCGAGCUCUGCGCACCAUUGGUGUGGUCAUGCUCAUUUACGUGGUUUGUUUCCUGCCUUAUCACAUGAGCAGGGCCACCUUUAUCCUUGGUUACAACCACCCUGAUAUCUCCUGCCAGGUACGCAGAGCCCUAAGCGUGGCCAACCGCCUCACCUCCUCUCUCACCAGCCUAAACGGAGCCAUGGACCCUCUGGUCUACCUGUUUGGGGCUGAGAAAUUCCGCAGCACACUUAAACACUUGUUUUGUAGAGAUAAGGCAGGAAUGUCUGGAGCCACCAGUGGAGAGUUAAAGGGAACACACGAGAGCUCUCUGAGUGCCAAGUCUGAGUUCUGAGGCUAUUGGAUUUUAUCACGACCAAGAAAGCUGUCAUCAAAACAUGUUUCCAACCAAACCAGCUUUACCGGACAGUUGCUGGAAGACAUUCAUUACCGAAAGCAGUGUGCUCCCUGCACCCGCAUCAAUAAACCCCAAAACCUUAAGUAUUUGAUCACCAAAAGACACAAAGACAAACAACCUAUUGUAACAUUUUGUUGUGACUAUGGGUGCAUUAUAAAUGAUGUUCAGAUAAAUCCUUGUAAAAGUAUGGUUAUAAUGAACUGAGGUCAAAUCCCCCCCCCCCCCCCUUCUUUUCUUUUUUUAACUGGUAAAAGCCACAGAUAUUUGUAUUUUAAUAAUUGAGGGUUUAAUUUGUGUCAAGUUAUUUUAGCUUCUAACAGUUUGUGAAAGACAUUGUUAAAAGUAUUGUACAUUUCCAAGAGACGUUUGGAGUAACUCCUGCUUUCCACCGGAGCCGUCAGCAGCACGUUACUGCAGCAGCACGUCACAGCUGCUGAUAGGAACCGCUGUGGUCAACAGAA